AUGUCGCGAGAUGAUCUUGGAAAUCGUUUUAUUGACGAGUCUUCAUCUGGACACGUCUCUGAUGACGACGAAGUUGAGUUAAGAAAGGACAAAACAAGUGUUAAAGACAUGAUACUACGUUUUGAAAAAACUGGUAUUAGUCUCAGUGGUUCUUGUGAAUCCCUUGAGCGGUCAAGGGACGCUAUGUUAGGUAGUUUAACUAGUGUUGUAAACCCAAUACACCUUCAUUUUCAUCAUCUCUGCCCAGUGCCUAGAUCUCAAGACAGGAAUUCGAAUGUGUCUGUGAAUUCUAUAUUAUCAAACGUGUCGGAAAUCAGCUGUGAAUCGAGUUCGUCGGGUUUUGUAUCAGAUAGGAAAUCUUCUUCUCUAAAGCCUCAUCGGCCAGCACCUCCACCACCCGAGCCCUUUAACGAUGAUUCUUCUUUAGAUAGUAAGUCCCCAGUACCAGAAGAACCAGCAGCAAUUGAGAGGCGCUACUCUUUCACGACGCCUUCCUCAUCACCUGUAGUACUGCGACGUUCAAGACAACCGCCCGUUAUUCGACGGAAAUCUUCAAUAGGGAGUCAAGUGCGAAUAGGAGAAACCCAUUGGUCUUAUGGUGUUAAACAAAGUGACUUAGAAAAAUUACUGAGACUAAAAUUGUCCGAACCUUCUGACAAUGAAGACGAAAUAAAAGCUAACGACGAAACAAGUACUGAGAGCUCAUCAAAUGAAAGCAGUAGUGAUGAUACAACAGAUAGUGAAAAAGUAGAAACUGGCGAAGAAUAUAUUAUUAAUAUUGACGACGGUAGAACAGACACUUUAUCGACCGAUCAAUCUACUGAUACUUUAAUUAAUGAUUAUGAAAGUGAUGAUGGGGAGAAUUUAUCUGUUGCUUCUGAGGAACAGUGUAAUUUUGACAAUGUUAGUAUCAAGUCUAUAUCAUCUCUGGACAUGGUACCGUAUCAGAAAUAUGAUAGUAUUACAGUGUCUUCCGACGAGUUUGGCUCGGAGGUAUGCCAUGCACCAGAUACAGAAUUCCUUACUGUUAGUGCUGUGAACGAAUGGUGUAUUUCAAAGUCCUCAGAACCGGUUUUAAUGCCGGUUCAAUCUAAGAAGGAGAAAUAUCGAAGACGUUUGAUGGAGCGGGUUAAUGAAUUGCUGCAUACGGAAAACGUCUAUGUGGAACGUUUGAGACACGUCGUUGAAGAUUAUAUUCCAGAGAUGAUGAGGGAAGACAUACCGCCUUCGCUUAAAGGCAUGAAACCGGACAUAUUUGCCAAUAUUGAACGGAUAUGUCGCUUUCAUGCGGAAGAGUUCUUACCGGCAUUAAGGGACUGCGAGAAUGAUCUAAGAAAACUUGGCCAGUGCUUUCGGAGAUUUGAACAAAGGUUUAAUAUGUACGUGAUGUAUUCUAGAAAUAAUAAGAGAGCCACAAGACUGGUAUAUGAAAAUAAACAAUUCUUUCAGGAACGACAAUUACAGCUAGGCGAUAGGUUAGACCUUUCAAGUUAUUUAUUAGAACCCAUUCAAAGGAUACCGAGGUAUAAAUUGUUUUUGGACGAUCUUGUGAAAACUUAUACUAAUUAUGAGAAUGAGAGGUGUGAGUCAGACUCGAGAAUUUCUAAGUUAAGUGUAGACAGUGACGAAACGGGUGGAAGUAAUGGAGAGUCAUCCGAUUCGGAAGAAACGCCUUUGGAAAGUUUGAAGCUAGCAAAAACUAUGAUUGAGUGCGUCUUAACAGCGGUUGAUGAUAUAAUGGCCCUAGAAAACAUAACAGAUUGUCCGGCACAUUUGAACCUGCUUAACCAGGGUCGAUUGCUGCUUCAGAAUGAAUUUUAUGCUAUGGACAACGCUCGUCGACGCCGUCAGCUAAUGCGAGUGUUCCUCUUCGACAAGCUCGUCCUUAUAACGGCAGUAUAUAGGAAGCAAUUAACAGUUGAGUUCUUCAUAUACAAAGAUCAUAUCCCAGUAGAUGAUCUGGGCAUUACGGCGAAAGAACACGACCAAUAUAAAUUCAGUAUUUGGUACAAGAAUAGAAACCUUAAGUCAUACAAAUUUGAGACCAGGGAUACGAAAAUAAGGAACACAUGGGUUGAAGAAAUUACAUCGUUACUUUGGGAGCAAGCGAUGCAAAAGAAAGAACUAUUGUUGCAACAGCGUAAAAAAAGAAUAUCCAUGGUGUCCAUGGAUAGCCAGGAAUCGACGGAGACUGAUCGAAAUGAUGAUAAGUAUAACUCUCUCCGUGGUGUUCCUGGUGAAGUUCGUAGAUCGGGAGAUAAAAAAUUCAGAAGGACGACGUGGUACUGCGAA
Messenger RNA from Brenthis ino (lesser marbled fritillary), 2292 nucleotides. The record is from the annotation of a GenBank genome assembly. NCBI's taxonomy places the organism in Eukaryota, Metazoa, Arthropoda, Insecta, Lepidoptera, Nymphalidae.